This is a messenger RNA of Aspergillus uvarum CBS 121591, 1313 nucleotides long. RefSeq names its product aspartate aminotransferase. Gene Ontology annotation, molecular function: pyridoxal phosphate binding; L-aspartate:2-oxoglutarate transaminase activity. Bases 48 to 1226 code for a protein of 392 amino acids. The transcript is spliced from 4 exons. The record is from RefSeq and is a predicted model, not a curated record. Gene Ontology annotation, biological process: L-aspartate biosynthetic process. Gene Ontology annotation, cellular component: cytosol. Lineage: Eukaryota; Fungi; Ascomycota; Eurotiomycetes; Eurotiales; Aspergillaceae.
UUUCGGAGUGAGACAUCAGAACCGCGAUACAACGUAAAUCUCACCUCAUGUCGACAUCACGACCGUUGUCAACCUUCCACCCCACCGAUCUUGUGCCUCCUGACAUCCAGUUCGAUGUUACUAGAAGAUUUCUUGCCGAUCAGAAUGAUCGCAAGAUCAACUUGGGCCAGGGGACCUACCGAGAUGAAAAUGGAUUGCCCUGGGUGCUUCCAUCCGUCCAAAUGGCAAAGAGUUCGUUGGGAGACAUCAAUCACGAAUACCUACCAAUUGCUGGAUUCCAGCCAUUCUUGAAUGAAGCGACUAAACUGCUUUUCGAUGGCACCGAGGCUCUUGCUGAGCAAAGGGUCGCCUCAUGCCAAUCCCUUUCUGGCACAGGAGCUGUCAUGCUGAUUGGCCUCACUUUGAGAAAACUUGUGAACCACCGUUUGAUGUUCGCGACGAUCGGUUUUCAGGUUAAGGAGAUUCCUUGCUAUAGGGAUGGCGGCUUUGACUUUGAUGCGUAUAUCAGCACUCUGAAAACGGCUAUCCCAGGUUCACCAAUCGUCCUCCACACUUGUGCCCACAAUCCUACCGGUUGUGACCCCACGAGAGGCCAAUGGAAGACUAUUGGAUCCAUCAUAAAAGAAAGGCAAUUGUUUCCUAUCUUCGACUCUGCAUACCUCGGGUUUAAUUCAGGGUCUUUCAGUGGCGAUGCGUGGCCAAUACGUUACUUUUUGAACAACGUGAAUAUUGAGCUCGCAGUUUGCCUGUCAAUGGCGAAGAAUAUGGGUCUAUACGGAGAGAGAAUUGGCCUUGUUGCUUGCGCAGUCUCCUCGUCGUCGGCGGCCAAAGUCGCGCAGUCAAUGUUACAAAAUGUGCAGCGAGCCACAAUUACUGCUCCUCCAGCAUACGGCGCCCGCAUGGCGGCGGCUGUCCUUAGUACACCUUCGAUUAGAGAGCAGUGGUCAAAAGAUCUGGUCGUGAUGUCUAGUCGCAUUCGCAAAAUGCGUACGCGAGUGUACGAAGAGCUGCAGCGUCUUCAAACACCGGGUGACUGGUCUCAUGUUGUUCGGCAAACGGGAAUGUUUGCCUAUCUAGGCAUUAGCAAGGCCCAAGUCAAAUAUCUCGAAGAGAACUUCCACGUAUACAUGGUCGAGACUUCACGGGUAUCUAUUGCCGGAUUGAACGACCAUUACGUAGCACAGUUUGCCUGGGCACUGGAUCAAACCGUGAGGAAUAUCCAGUAACCCGGAAUUAUCUAUUACAUAGAGAUUAUGAAUAAGUUGAAACCUUGUAACGAUGAAUUAUUUUACUUGUUGCUACCUGCGUACUAG